Messenger RNA from Anoplophora glabripennis (Asian longhorned beetle), 1015 nucleotides. Its product is annotated as transmembrane protein 98-like. The transcript is spliced from 4 exons. NCBI's taxonomy places the organism in Eukaryota, Metazoa, Arthropoda, Insecta, Coleoptera, Cerambycidae. The coding region runs from base 224 to 919 and encodes 231 amino acids. The record is from RefSeq and is a predicted model, not a curated record. Gene Ontology annotation, cellular component: endoplasmic reticulum.
CAUACCUAGUUUUAAAAUUGUUUUAGUUGUUUCUUGUUUCGGGUUUUGUGAAUGUAUUUUUCGGUCAUGUAAACAACCUGUUGCUGUCGCAUGUUGCAUUAACUGUUGCUGAACCGUUUAUUUUCCACAAAAUCUAAACAUUACUUAUGAUAUGUAACAAUGUGUAGAGAAUCCUUAAAUUAUCAAGCUGUAUUUUACAAAUGUUUUUAAAAUUAAUACCUUAAUGAUAAUUUUUUCCCACAGAAAACUAAAAAUGUCGCCUGAAUAUGCAGAAAUGGUAGCUGCUAUAGCAUUUGGUGUUUUAUCAGCUAUUUUUGUAAGUGCUUUUGUUAUAUUAAUAGUCAUAUGCAGAAGACAAAAAUUAUUUUACAAAACUGGUUAUUUAGAUUCCCAUCUGGACAUUCUAAGACCUGAAAAGCAAUUAAUUGAUCCAGAUACACCAGAAUUAGAAUUAGGCGAAGUUAAUUUAAAUUUUGACGAUAUACUCUCAGAUGAACAAUGGAUAGAUGAUGCCACUGGCUUAAUACCUCACUGCUUAGCAAUUCUGAAAACAUGUCGGUAUCUUGCAGAACGCCUUACAGCUUUAGCCAUGAAUUCGACUCCAGUGUCUGGAAAUUUCAGUCAAAUUGUUGAGAGUGCUAAAAGAAUCUCAAGUAGAGUUGAUGAUAUGGUCCGAAGUAUGUACCCACCUUUAGAUCCUAGACUUUUGGAGGCAAGAGCAGCCGCUUUAACAUUAGCUGUUACUCAUCUAGCCCUUAUAGCAAAAUAUGAGUGUGGCCAAAAGGACAGAACACUUUUCUGGAUUGAUAAAUCUUUGGAAGAAAUGGAUAGUCAUAUGAUAUUUUUGAAAGAAGCAUCAAUAUCUCAAGAAACCAUAAGUAAGAUUACAAAUGCUUUAAAUUUAAGUACUACUUUAUAAGUUUAUUAUUUGAACUAAUGUACCGACUCCUGUCAUGUAUUAAAAUUAUAAGUAUAAAUAUACACUAUAUAUUUUUCAAUUAAAAAAAAAGUAAUA